AUGAAAGGAACCUCAGCACUCAUUGUGGUGACCCUACUGAUAGUGGGCGCCUCCACCAGACCGUCCCCACAACUCAAGCAACUGAAGUCUCUCAUGGGUCUCCUGUCCCAAGACCUCUCGUCCUCAGAGGAGCAGCUGCUCCUGGACAGUAUGGAAGAUUUCGUGGUGCCGCCCUCUGCGCUUCGUCCUAGGGACAUUCUGCAUACCCCAGAUUCAGCCCAGAUGCCCCCCAAUCGUGCAUGGCUCCGGCUGUUCAGCGACUUCAUGAACAACCAGAAAAAAUUUCGAGGACGUACAAAGAAAUCUCGGAUGUCGGGUGGAUGUUUUGGGAUGAAACUGGAACGGAUUGGAAGCAAGAGCGGUUUAGGAUGCUGACACCAGGUGCUGAGCAGUAACGAGUCCCGUCUAGGGAUGAUGAUGAUGAUCGCCCCCUCCCCUGACUUCAGUCUCUUCU
Messenger RNA from Bufo bufo (common toad), 454 nucleotides. RefSeq names its product C-type natriuretic peptide-like. Gene Ontology annotation, molecular function: hormone activity; hormone receptor binding. The record is from RefSeq and is a predicted model, not a curated record. NCBI's taxonomy places the organism in Eukaryota, Metazoa, Chordata, Amphibia, Anura, Bufonidae. The transcript is spliced from 3 exons. Gene Ontology annotation, cellular component: extracellular region. The coding region runs from base 1 to 375 and encodes 124 amino acids.